This is a messenger RNA of Striga hermonthica, 1050 nucleotides long. Lineage: Eukaryota; Viridiplantae; Streptophyta; Magnoliopsida; Lamiales; Orobanchaceae. The record is from the annotation of a GenBank genome assembly.
AUGGAGAGGCACGAGCAGUACGAGCGCGUCUUCACCCGCUUCGACUCCGACGGCGACGGAAGGAUCUGCCCCGCGGAGCUCUGGCGAUGCGUCGGCUCUAUGGGCGGCGAGAUGACGGCCGAGGAGGCGGAGGCCGCGGUGGAGCUGAUGGAUUCCGACGGGGACGGACUCCUCUGCCUGGACGACUUCCUCAGGAUUGUGGAAGGCGCCGGGGAUGAGGAGAAGGCGGGAGAUCUGAAGGCGGCGUUCCAAAUGUAUGUGCAGGAGGGAGGCGCGUGCAUCACACCCAAGAGCCUGAGGAGGAUGUUGAGCAGGCUGGGGGAGAGGAAGAGCGUGGGCGAGUGCAGGAAUAUGAUCGCUCGAUUUGAUCUCAACGGCGAUGGGGUACUCAGCUUCGACGAGUUCAGGCUCAUGAUCCACAGAGACAUCGCCAAAGUCCGGCAACCGUCCGCCGACGAGCUCCGGCGUUGGCUUCAGCACGCCACAUCGGAGGACAUUCUCCACCGCCGUCGACAGACAAGCCAGUUCAUGGUCUGGAGGACGCAGAAUAAUCCGCUCGCAAUGGUAACGGACCUCCUUGCGGCUUUGAAUCCGACGACACCAACCGGCGAACACAAAAUCAAAAUCGGGAUGAUGCCUCGACCGAUGAAGAAUUUGCAGUUCUCGACACGUCGGGGCGGAGCACUGGCGGGAAAGACGGGGCUGAGGGCUAGGGCGGUUCAACUACGAUCCAAGAUGCUGCCAAAAAGGAACGACCCAGCCGACGACAGACGGGAUGCGGCGAUCGAAGCCCUAACUCGCCAGAACGAGUUGCUGGGGCGCGAUAUGGCGGACCUAACAGCGGGCAUGGAGGAUAUCCGGGAGGCCCUGCAGCUGCUGAUGCGACGCGACCAAACGAACCGCGACGGGCCCGACAAUCGGGACGGCGGUUGCGGUGGGCAGCGUGGGGGCCGUGGGGGUCGCGGCCACGCGAGUUUUGCAACGCCCUGGCGGCCCUUCCUCGUCUUCAGCAGUACCCAACCGGUCGUCUGUCAAGGGUGGUCGCGGUAG